AACUUUCGGGCCAACAGUACUGUGAGUAUGCAAUUUGCCCACCGCCUCUCGGAUGUCGGGGCUAGUCUAAAUUGGCGUUGUCCCGUGUCGACUCAAAACAUUUUCGCCUUCCCUACGGCUCAUUUCCAGCUAGAAGCUCUUGUCGCCAAGGCCCUGGAUACGGCUGUCAGUGAUGGUGGCCCCGGGUCCAGCAAGGCUGCUGAACAAGUCACGGAGUUUCGGAAGAUUUUAUCCUCAGAAUCAGACGGGUCUGCUCAUGUGUAA
Protopolystoma xenopodis is the source of this 264-nucleotide messenger RNA. The record is from the annotation of a GenBank genome assembly. Lineage: Eukaryota; Metazoa; Platyhelminthes; Monogenea; Polystomatidea; Polystomatidae.